Messenger RNA from Anopheles arabiensis, 1155 nucleotides. Its product is annotated as estradiol 17-beta-dehydrogenase 8. Gene Ontology annotation, molecular function: oxidoreductase activity, acting on the CH-OH group of donors, NAD or NADP as acceptor. Lineage: Eukaryota; Metazoa; Arthropoda; Insecta; Diptera; Culicidae. The coding region runs from base 157 to 894 and encodes 245 amino acids. The transcript is spliced from 3 exons. The record is from RefSeq and is a predicted model, not a curated record.
GAUGUUUAUAGCAUGACUGUGUUUGUAUGUGCGUUUCGUUUGUUUUGAUAUGCUGCCGCGGAAGCGAUAGCAUAUUCCCCUCCGGUUGUCAUCUACGCUCAGUUUUUAAUUUGUUUUAAUCUUACUUUAACCUUGCCCUUCAUCUGCUUCGCAAGUAUGGCCACUCCUUUGGCAGGAAAGCUAGCCCUUGUGACCGGUGCCGGUUCUGGAAUUGGCCGUGCGACAACCAAACUGUUGGCACGCGAUGGAGCGAUCGUUGUAGCUGUCGAUCGUAACGUACAGGCGGCCCAGGAAACGAUCGCAUCGCUCACGGCGGGCGACAAUGCGGCCUACGAGAUGGACGUCUCGUCCGGCGACAGUGUUGAUGCCGUGCUGAAGGAAGUGAUUGGCCGGUACAAGCGCCCACCGACGGUGGUCGUUAAUUCGGCCGGUAUUACCCGCGAUAACUUCCUGCUGAAGAUGCCCGAGUCCGACUUUGAUGCGGUGAUCAACGUGAACCUGAAGGGUACGUGGUUGGUGCUGCAACGUUUCGGCCGGGCCAUGAUCGAGCACGAGCUAGCUGGGUCGAUGGUAAACGUGUCGUCGAUCGUUGCCCGCACCGGGAACAUCGGACAGUCGAACUAUUCCCCGAGCAAGGCCGGAGUGGAAGCGAUGACCAAGGUGGUGGCACGCGAGUUCGGCCGGUACAACAUCCGGGUGAAUGCGAUCGUGCCCGGGUUCAUCCACACGCCGAUGACGGGGACGGUGCCGCAGAAGGUGAAAGAUAUGAUCAUCAUGCAAUGUGCGUUGCGGCGCUUCGGAAAUCCGGAAGAAAUUGCGGAGGUAGCAGCCUUUUUGGCAUCGGAAAAGAGCAGCUACGUAAACGGUACCUCGAUCGAAGUCACUGGCGGAUAGACGAAUUGAAAUGGUCCAUCUUCCGCCCAAUAUUACGGCUCAAAAGGAUGAUACAGGUGUUACAGCUCAAAGCUACCUCGUACAAAACCAUACUACCUCCCUCAAUUGUGCAUUUAAUAUUGAGAAUGAUUGAAGUGGUUUUUUUCUCAAUAUUUUCUAACAACAUUUUGCAACUCAUCGUGUCAUAUGCAUGUGAUACAUGUAUGUAGAAAACGAAAAGAAAUUAAAUAAAAGAUAACACUAUCACCGUAAAGCCCCACA